AUGGCACCAGGUUUCAAUACGUUACGCGAAGACGACGACGGCUACGAUUCCGCAGACGACCUUGAUUUCUCAGAUUUACGAGAGCAAUACGAUGUCCGACUUGAACAAGGCUUAGACAGCUUUGUCGUGGUUGAUGGCCUCCCACUUGUUGAGAGCGGUAACAAGGCCAAAUUACAAAAGUUUUUGACCGGUAAAUUGAACGCCUCUGGAUUCAAAAUCAAAGAUGAAGGCUUCUACAUGCCCAUGGGAGAGAAUGGCAAAUCAGAAGGCUUUGCCUUCGUUGAAUACCAAACGCCCCAACAAGCGCAGAAAGCAUGCAAAGUGGUACAUGGCACUCCAAUCGAUAAGAAGCACACAUUCGGCGUCAAUAAGAUAACGGACAUUGAAAGAUAUGGAAGAGAAGGUAGAAUCGAUGAUGAAUAUCAGCCGCCAGAGAUCGAUGACUUUCAAGAGAAGGAGCACCUGAGAUGGUGGCUGGGCGAUCCCAACUGUCGUGACCAGUUCGCAUUAUAUCGAGGAGAUGGCGUGGCAAUCAUGUGGAACAAGAAAAAAGACAAUCCAGAGAAUAUCAUAGACAGGCAACAUUGGACCGAGAGGUUUGUGCAAUGGUCUCCGCUCGGAACUUAUCUUGCUACAAUCCACGCUCGUGGGAUGCAACUAUGGGGAGGGCCGUCAUGGUCGCGACAAACAAGAUUUCCACACAUCAAUGUUGAUCUCGUCGACUUCUCACCGAAUGAAAAAUAUGUAUGCACCUGGUCGUUCCGACCCAUCGAGGUUGCGGAGGACGACCCAGUGCUAUCUCAAGAUGACGAUGGAAAGAACUACAUCAUAUGGGAUCUCACGACUGGGCGCCCGAUACGGUCCUUUGCCAUGUAUGACCUCGUUACCGCACCAAUAGGCCCAGAAGGCCAGCCAAUCAAAAAGCAGGUCCCAUGGCCUGCUUUCAAAUGGUCAGCAGACGACAAGUAUGUUGCGCGCAUGAAAGAGGGAGAAGGCAUUCAUAUCUACGAGCUUCCGUCGAUGAAGGCUUUGGACAAGAAAAUAAUUCCCAUUGAAGGAGUUAUGGACUUCGAGUGGUCGCCCGCAACGCCCCAACGUGCGGAUGUCAAGACGUAUGAGCAACUCUUCUGCUUCUGGACCCCCGAAAUUGGCAGCAAUCCUGCCAAAGUCGGACUCAUGAGCAUUCCUUCCAAACAAAUCGUAAGAACCCGCAACCUCUUCAACGUCACAGAUGCAAAACUACACUGGCAAUCACAAGCUGCCUAUGUUUGCGUCAAAGUAGAUCGACAUUCGAAGUCCCGCAAGUCGCUGGCCACAAACCUUGAGAUCUUCCGUGUGCGCGAAAAGGGCGUGCCUGUCGAGGUCGUAGACGCUCUUAAAGACACCGUCAUAAAUUUCGCUUGGGAGCCAAAAGGCGAUCGAUUCGUUCUCAUCACAACAGCAGAAGUCGUCAUGACCACGGCCGUGCCCCCAAAAACUUCAGUCUCAUUCUUCUGCCCUGAGAAGAUCAAAGGGGCUGGUGUAGGUAAUUUCAAGCACAUCCGUACGAUUGAGAAGAAGAACAACAAUGCCAUCUUCUGGUCGCCGAAGGGUCGAUUUUGCGUGGUUGGGACCGUGCUCUCGCAGCAAAGCUUCGAUCUUGACUUCUGGGAUUUCGACUAUGAGGGAGAUACGCAUGAGGGCAACAAGGAUCUCACGGCAAACUUGCAGCUCGUGAACACAGCAGACCACUACGGUGUAACGGAGGUAGAGUGGGAUCCAACAGGUCGCUAUGUCACCACAGGUGCUAGCGUGUGGAAGCAUACGAUGGAAAACGGCUAUCACCUCUACGACUUUAAAGAAAUUCAAACAACUCCUCUGGCGUCCCCGGCCCCCACAUUGCUCUCCCGCGACGAGCAAAAGACCAUCCGCAAGAAUCUGCGCGAGUAUUCCAAGGAUUUUGAGGAACAGGAUCGUAUCGAGGAGGAUAAGGAGAAGGGUGCCAUUGUGGAAGAAAGGAGGAGGAUACUGAGUGAAUGGAUUGCGUGGAAGGAGCGCGAGAGGGCCGAUCUGCGGGAGGAGAGAGAGGAUUUGGGACUGGAUGCUGAAGUAAAGAUUCCGGGCAUAGAGGAGGAGGAAGAAAAGGAGGGGGAGAAGGUUGUGGAGGAGAUCAUCGAGGAAGUGCUGGAUGAGGUCGAGGAGAUUAUGUGA
This is a messenger RNA of Bacidia gigantensis, 2190 nucleotides long. RefSeq names its product Translation initiation factor 3 subunit b (gene PRT1). Gene Ontology annotation, cellular component: eukaryotic translation initiation factor 3 complex. Gene Ontology annotation, biological process: translational initiation. The record is from RefSeq and is a predicted model, not a curated record. Gene Ontology annotation, molecular function: RNA binding; translation initiation factor binding; translation initiation factor activity. NCBI's taxonomy places the organism in Eukaryota, Fungi, Ascomycota, Lecanoromycetes, Lecanorales, Ramalinaceae. The transcript is spliced from 6 exons. Bases 1 to 2190 code for a protein of 729 amino acids.